AUGACUAACCAGCAGGAUUUGAAGCCUCACCAGCAGGAUUUGAAGCCUCACCAGCAGGAUUUGAAGCCUCACCAGCAGGAUUUGAAGCCUCACCAGCAGGAUUUGAAGCCUCACCAGCAGGAUUUGAAGCCUCACCAGCAGGAUUUGAAGCCUCACCAGCAGGAUUUGAAGCCUCACCAGCAGGAUUUGAAGCCUCACCAGCAGGAUUUGAAGCCUCACCAGCAGGAUUUGCAGCCUCACCAGCAGGAUUUGCAGCCUCACCAGCAGGAUUUGAAGCCUCACCAGCAGGAUUUGAAGCCUCACCAGCAGGAUUUGAAGCCUCACCAGCAGGAUUUGAAGCCUCACCAGCAGGAUCUGAAGCCUCACCAGCAGGAUCUGAAGCCUCACAGGAACAACAUAUGCAGCAGUAAUUAUGAAGCAACAAUAACUCAAAUAACAAGUGCUACUCUGGCGCUUAAGUGCUGCUUUGACACUUGA
Procambarus clarkii (red swamp crayfish) is the source of this 477-nucleotide messenger RNA. The record is from RefSeq and is a predicted model, not a curated record. NCBI's taxonomy places the organism in Eukaryota, Metazoa, Arthropoda, Malacostraca, Decapoda, Cambaridae.